Neoarius graeffei (lesser salmon catfish) is the source of this 1942-nucleotide messenger RNA. RefSeq names its product solute carrier family 24 member 5 (gene slc24a5). The transcript is spliced from 9 exons. Gene Ontology annotation, biological process: intracellular calcium ion homeostasis; calcium ion transmembrane transport; melanocyte differentiation. NCBI's taxonomy places the organism in Eukaryota, Metazoa, Chordata, Actinopteri, Siluriformes, Ariidae. Gene Ontology annotation, cellular component: membrane. Bases 1 to 1554 code for a protein of 517 amino acids. Gene Ontology annotation, molecular function: calcium, potassium:sodium antiporter activity; calcium channel activity. The record is from RefSeq and is a predicted model, not a curated record.
AUGAGUGGGGAGAGGGUGAGUGAGAGGAAGAGGAGGAGAGAGACGGGGCUGAGUGUCUUGGGAUUAGUGCUGCUGUUAUACACUGCUGUACAACUUAUCUUCUACAGCGCAACACACACUGCUGAACAACAUCACAGAGGGAAACGGGCGCUUGAGAAUGAGAGUCAGUGUGUUCCUCCGCAGUCCUCCGAAUUCCCACAGGGAUUUUUCACACAACAGGAACAGAAGGAUGGCGGGAUCAUCAUUUACUUCAUCAUUAUUUUUUACAUGCUGCUCGCCAUCUCUGUUGUUUGUGAUGAAUAUUUUUUACCAUCACUUGAAGUCAUCAGUGACUGUCUUGGUCUCUCUCAGGACGUCGCCGGUGCCACUUUCAUGGCUGCUGGAAGCUCCGCCCCUGAACUAGUCACUGCCUUUCUGGGUGUGUUUGUGACAAAGGGAGAUAUCGGUGUGAGCACUAUCGUGGGCUCUGCUGUUUAUAACCUGCUGGGAAUCUGCGCUGCAUGCGGCCUCUUAAGCUCAGUAGUUAGCCGUCUGAGCUGCUGGCCGUUGUUCAGGGACUGUGUGGCCUACGCCGUCAGUGUGGCUGCUGUGAUCACCAUGAUCUCUGAUAAUGAAGUCUACUGGUAUGAUGCAGCAUGUCUGUUACUGGUGUACGGUGUGUACAUCGCAGUGUUGUGUUUUGAUGUGAGGAUCAGUGAGUAUGUGUUGCGGCGUUUCAGUCCAUGUUGUAUGUGUUUGGGGAAGAGUGAGGCGGAGCUCUCAGAGAGACGGCCCCUCAGUGAGUGGAGCUACGACCAGGACCGUGAUGUCACAAGUCUGCGAAUCUCCCGCCGCUCGCGUACAGACAGUAGCAUCUUCCACGAGGACGCAUCAUACUCACACCUGUCCCUCAGCUUGCAUGGCCUUUCAGACGUGCCCCAUGAGCCCCACAGUGUGUUCCGAAUGCCAGACAGUGAUGUGCAGCGUAUAUUUUGGGUGUUGUCUGUCCCUGUGUUGGUGCUGCUGUACUUUACGGUACCUGACUGUAGGAAACGGUUCUGGAAGAAGUUCUACAUGCUGACGUUCUUCAUGGCUGCUGUGUGGAUUGCUGCCUUCACCUAUGUCCUUGUCUGGAUGGUCACCAUCGUGGGAGAGACACUGGAGAUCCCUGACACAGUGAUGGGUCUUACAAUGCUAGCAGCAGGAACCAGCAUCCCGGAUACAAUCGCCAGCGUGAUGGUGGCUCGAGAGGGUAAAGGAGACAUGGCCAUGUCCAACAUCGUAGGUUCUAAUGUGUUUGACAUGCUGUGUCUGGGCCUGCCGUGGUUUAUAAAGACAGCGUUUGUGGAGCCGUCGUCUCCGGUGGUGGUGAACAGUACGGGUUUGGUCUUCACCACCUCCUCACUCCUCGUCUCCAUCCUCAUCCUCUUCAUCGCCACUCACAUCAACGGCUGGAAGCUGGACAGGAAACUCGGCACUGCCUGCUUAGUUAUCUACAUAAUUUUCGCCACGCUGUCCAUCCUCUACGAGCUCGGGAUCAUCGGGAACAGUCCGAUCCAAGUCUGUGGCGACUGACCUCAGAGCUGAACCUGGAAACCUGCACCAUGGAGAAUUCCUGCUCUCAGAUCAGCCUGAACAUACAGGGUUCACACAGAAGAUCAAAAACCCUGCAGGUCACUGACCUCAGAUCAGUGUUCAUUCACAACAGCUGAGACUCCUGUGAACACCUGGGUCUGUUUCACUGACCUCAGAUCAGUUCCUGUGGUUUAUGCAGAAUCAGCAUUCACACUUCACUCUAGACUUCAUUUCUUUUUGUACAGAAAAUACUGAUCUCAGAUCAUUUAUAACCUUUCAGGGUUCUUUGAGAACCUGAGGUUUAUAAAUGCCCCUGACCUCAGAUCAGCCUGGACACAUUCACACUGCACUGGGAACAGGGUUGCUGAUACACACUCGCUCAGCACUG